Molecule: messenger RNA, 978 nt
Organism: Solanum tuberosum (potato)
Lineage: Eukaryota; Viridiplantae; Streptophyta; Magnoliopsida; Solanales; Solanaceae
Product: cytochrome P450 71A1-like
Exons: 3
Coding region: 265-978 (237 amino acids)
Molecular function (GO): iron ion binding; heme binding; oxidoreductase activity, acting on paired donors, with incorporation or reduction of molecular oxygen
Source: RefSeq, a predicted model, not a curated record
UCACUUACAACUACAAUUAUUUGUAGAGUUGCUUUUGGUAUUAGGUUUGAUGAAGAAGCACAUGAGAAGAGGAGAUUUGAUGAACUUAUAAAUGAGUCACAAGAUAUUCUGGCUAGCUUCUUUGUCUCCGAUUUUUUUCCUUCUUUAAGUUGGAUCGAUAAACUUACUGGAUUGAAAAAUAAACUUGAGAAGAAUUUCAAGUGUUUGGAUGAAUUUUAUGAAGAACUCAUUGAGCAACAUCACAAUCCCAAUAGGCCAAAAUCCAUGGAAGGAGAUAUUAUUGAUCUUUUGCUACAAUUGAGGAAAGAGCAAUCAACUCAAAUCAAUCUCACUUUGGAUAACAUAAAGGCAAUCCUCAUGAAUUUAUUUCUUGCUGGGACAGACACUAGCGCAAUUACAGUAAUUUGGGCCAUGACUGCCUUGAUGAAGAACCCCAAAGCCAUGAAGAAAGUUCAAGAAGAAGUUAGAAAAUCAGUGGAGAAAAAAGGCAUUGUAAAUGAAGAUGAUACUCAAAAUAUGCCUUAUCUCAAAGCAGUAAUAAAAGAGACAUUUAGAUUGUAUCCACCAGCUCCAAUCCUAGUGGCAAGAGAGACAAUGCAAAAUUCAAUACUAGAAGGGUAUAAUAUUCCACCAAAAACAACAAUUCGUGUAAACUAUUGGGCUAUUGCAAGAGAUUCUGAGUACUGGGAAAAUUCAGAAGAAUUUAUACCCGAGAGAUUCUUGAAUAGUAACAUUGAUUUCAAGGGUCAAGAUUUUGAAUUUAUCCCAUUUGGAGCAGGGCGGAGAGGUUGCCCAGGUAUUCAAUGUCAAGCCCUUGGUGUUGCAACAGUGGAUCUUAUACUAUCAAACCUUCUAUAUGCAUUUGAUUGGGAGUUGCCUUUUGGGAUGAACAUAGAGGAUAUCGACACAGAGAGUUUGCGCGGAAUUACUAUGCAUAAGAAAAAUGAUCUUUGCCUUGUCCCUAAAAGUUAUAUGUAG